AUGUAUAUCAAAAGCUUAAAUACUCGUUUUGCUAACAUUUUAUAUUUGGAAUGGGAACUACCAAUUAUUGCAGCAGUUCUUCUUUCUAAAUUUAAAUUAAAAUGGUAUAACGUAAUAAAAAAUCCCAAAAAAUCUUUGGAAGAUUUUAAAAAAUGUAUUAUAAAUGUUAAGAAAAAACACAUGAAAAUUGAAGCUUACAACGAAUCAGAUGAAAUCGGGGAUCAGAAUUUGGAUGAUUUUUUUGAUUUUACUGAUUCCCAAGAUCACCAAGUAGACAAUGACAAUACUAGGAUACAUAACGAACAGGGUACCAGCUCCAAUAGCAAUAUAACUGCAAAAAUUAAAUUGGAAUUGUUAAGAUAUUUAGAGGAUGAGAGAACCAAUUUACAAGUCUUAAAUGAGUAUCCCCAUUAA
Molecule: messenger RNA, 414 nt
Organism: Psylliodes chrysocephalus
Lineage: Eukaryota; Metazoa; Arthropoda; Insecta; Coleoptera; Chrysomelidae
Source: the annotation of a GenBank genome assembly